Messenger RNA from Glossina fuscipes, 6595 nucleotides. It is a transcript of the gene Abl, whose product is annotated as tyrosine-protein kinase Abl. The coding region runs from base 1006 to 6315 and encodes 1769 amino acids. Gene Ontology annotation, molecular function: ATP binding; protein binding; non-membrane spanning protein tyrosine kinase activity. The record is from RefSeq and is a predicted model, not a curated record. Lineage: Eukaryota; Metazoa; Arthropoda; Insecta; Diptera; Glossinidae. The transcript is spliced from 10 exons. Gene Ontology annotation, biological process: protein phosphorylation.
AAAUCUAAAACGUAAUAAAUAUAUUAAAUGCAAAAACAAGAAAUAUAAAAGCAAAGAAAUGUAAGCAAAUGCUAAAGUAAUUGUCGCCAGACAAUUUGUAUGAAGUUGUCAUUGGGGAAAAAAUUGAGGAAACAAAAAUUCGGAAUAAAAAAGUAGAAGUAUUGAGCACGUAAAUAAACGAAAUUAUGAAAAGAAAAAUGUUAAUUAUACUCAAAAAAAAAGUGAAAGUAAACAAUUAAUGUUUAAAAGAAAAUAUUAAAGAAACUAACUCAAGUGAUAAAAAAGGAGGAAAUAAAUGCCUGUGAGCGACACUUGAGAAUGUGCAGACAUUGAAGUGCAAGUAAAACAGAGCAAAGCCGUAGCAUUCUGUUAGCAAACCGAGUAAUCAGCCAGCCAGUCAGUCACUUAAUCGGUCUAUUAAUUGAUGUAGUAUUUUUUAGGGCGUGUUUGCGUGUUAUUUAGAGGAAAUAAUGUAAAAUCCUAUAAUUUAACUAAAAAGUUUUGAAAAUACAAGAAGAGUGCCGCAACCAAUUUUUGUUUUUUAACGACUUCAUUUCCAUUCUAUUAUAAACUUUUAUACUUAAUUCGGUGUAUACUACUGCACAAAAAGCGAAUAACUUGGGAAAGGAAAUGUGAGAAAAAUCCGUAACGUCUGCUAAAACAGAAAACAGAAAUCUUUGUGCAACUUGUAAAGUGUUUUAUGUUUUUAUAAGCCGAGUAUUAGGAACGAGGAAAACGGGCAUUUCUCCCUUUUUUCCUUUUAUAAAAUACAAAAUAUUAAUAGAAAGCCACUAACAACCACCUACCACCACGUUAUCUAAUACUGGUGUUGUUCUUUUUCGAAAUUUACUUGGUAUUACUUUUGAAAACGUCUCUCUAUUAUUUAACUUUGUGGUAACCGUGCAGGCGUCUGGGUUAUAAGUGCGUGCGUGUGUGUGUGCCUGUGCGUACAUACGUGCGUGUGACUGAGCGUUCCAUUUUUUUGGCUUUGACUCUUUAAAGAAAAUGGGCGCCCAACAAGGCAAAGAACGUGGUUCUCAUUCGAGCGGAGGCCAUGGUGGCACAGCCAGUUGUAUUGGUGUGUCAAGUAGUAGCCCGGUUGGUAGUCAUGGCAUUGGUGCAAGUGGCGUCAAUACGUUAGGUGCCGGCUCCACAUUGCGUGGUUCCCGGAUUAAAUCGUCCGGUCCUCCGGCUACUGUUACGGGCGGAUUGCAUCGCUCCGGCGUCAGUUCAGUAGCGGGAUGUGCAACCACUGGUCAUUCGGCCAAAGAUAAUCGCUGUAAUCCCAUUGGAAUGAAUAUAUUCACAGAACAUAAUGGAACAAUACACAGAUAUCAGCAACGUGACACAGGAAAAUAUCAAAUUAAUUUAGAAGCGCUUUUGCAGUCGCGACCUCUGCCUCACAUACCGGCUGGUACUGCUUUACUAGCAGAAUCCGCUGAUCUGCUUGGUCAAGGUCAAGAUAUGAUCUCUUUGCACACCACUACACAAGCGCACAGUCAAAGUCAUAGUUCAACGACAUCCGGUUUUGAAUCAACCCAUCGUUGGACUUCCAAAGAGAAUCUACUAGCACCCGGUCCCGAAGAGGAUGAUCCACAAUUAUUUGUAGCUUUAUAUGAUUUUCAGGCCGGAGGUGAAAAUCAAUUGAGUUUGAAAAAAGGUGAACAAGUUCGUAUAUUAUCCUAUAAUAAAUCGGGCGAGUGGUGUGAAGCUCAUUCCGAUUCCGGCAAUGUCGGUUGGGUACCAUCAAAUUAUGUAACUCCACUGAAUUCCCUUGAAAAACAUUCCUGGUAUCACGGGCCAAUAUCAAGAAAUGCAGCCGAAUAUCUUCUAAGUUCAGGGAUUAAUGGCAGUUUCUUAGUACGUGAAAGUGAAAGUUCUCCUGGACAACGAAGUAUUAGUUUACGUUAUGAAGGCCGCGUUUAUCAUUAUCGCAUUUCUGAAGAUCCGGAUGGCAAAGUUUUUGUGACAGCUGAAGCUAAGUUCAAUACAUUAGCUGAACUAGUACAUCAUCACAGCGUACCCCACGAAGGUCAUGGUUUAAUUACACCGCUUCUCUAUCCAGCACCAAAACAAAAUAAACCAACAGUAUUCCCAUUAAGUCCAGAACCGGACGAGUGGGAGAUAUGUCGUACGGACAUUGUAAUGAAGCAUAAAUUGGGCGGAGGUCAAUAUGGCGAAGUAUACGAAGCGAUAUGGAAACGUUAUGGCAAUACGGUGGCAGUUAAAACUCUCAAAGAGGAUACCAUGGCCCUUAAGGACUUUCUGGAAGAGGCAGCCAUUAUGAAAGAAAUGAAGCAUCCAAAUUUAGUGCAACUAAUUGGUGUUUGCACUCGUGAACCGCCGUUUUACAUAAUCACCGAAUUCAUGUCGCAUGGCAAUUUACUGGAUUUUUUACGCUCAGCAGGUCGUGAGACUUUAGAUGCUGUCGCCUUAUUGUACAUGGCCACACAAAUAGCUUCGGGAAUGAGCUAUUUAGAAUCGCGUAAUUAUAUACAUCGCGAUUUGGCAGCGCGUAAUUGUUUAGUGGGGGACAACAAGCUUGUAAAAGUAGCAGACUUCGGCUUAGCUCGGCUGAUGCGUGAUGACACCUACACGGCUCAUGCAGGUGCCAAAUUCCCCAUUAAAUGGACCGCCCCCGAGGGAUUAGCUUACAAUAAGUUUAGCACCAAAUCAGAUGUAUGGGCUUUCGGGGUGCUCCUUUGGGAAAUUGCCACAUACGGCAUGUCACCCUAUCCGGGUAUAGAUCUUACGGAUGUUUUUCAUAAGCUGGAGAAAGGUUAUCGGAUGGAAAGGCCGCCCGGUUGCCCGCCCGAAGUAUAUGAUUUGAUGCGUCAGUGUUGGCAGUGGAAUGCGUCCGAGAGGCCAACAUUUAAAAGCAUACAUCAUGCUUUGGAACAUAUGUUUCAGGAAUCAUCGAUUACUGAAGCGGUCGAGAAGCAAUUAAAAGCCACGACAGCGACAAGCACUGCCGGACAAAGUUUGACACCGCAAAUGGCGAAAAAGGGGAUAGGAGGUGGCAGUAGUGGCUGUAGCGGUGGCGGUGGUGGCGGCGGUAGUGGUGGAGCUCUCACGCCAGGUGGUCAUCACGAUCAGCAAGCGAGCACACCCAUGUCUGAAACUGGUUCCACUUCAACUAAACUGAGUACAUUUUCCAGUCAGGGUAAGGGUAACGUGCAAAUGCGUCGAACCACCAAUAAACAGGGCAAACAGGCACCAGCACCACCCAAAAGAACCAGAAAACAAUUUCUCAUUUGCAGCCUCCUCUCCACUAGCCGUGAUAGUACGUAUCGUGACGAUGAUAAUACUGCUGCUAGUUCCUCUAAUAAUUCUUCAUUGCGUCACUUGAAUGACGAUAAUGCGUUGCAUUCAACAAACGGUCUGACACGUGAUAUUAAUAAUUUGGCACAUCGCUAUGAUUCGGAAAAUGAUAACACAACUGGGGACCAUACCGACACGGAUCAUACUGGGGACAGUCUGGAACAAAAUAUUUCUUCCAACCACGUGAAAAUGCAACAUUCAAUGCAUGGCAACAACAUCGGACCUCGAGGCAACCAAUCUCACUCAUCUUUUAAGCGGCCAACACCGGUAAUGGGCAAUCGUGGCCUAGAGACUAGGCAAAGUAAAAGGUCUCAACACUCGGCUGUUAGACAAGAAACAAAUAAUUUAAAUCCUGGACCUGGAAGUGGACCCAAUGUUAGUGGCGGAGCUAUCACACAUCCCAUACAAGUUGGAGCGUUGGAAGUGAUGAACGUAAAGCGUGUCGUAAACCGUUAUGGUACUUUACCCAAAGUUCAGCGUAUCGGUCAAUUUUUAGACAGUUUAGAAGAUAAUUCUGAAACACCGUCGCCACCAGCCUCAACUCAAUUGACCAAUACCAACAAUACAGGGACCAAUGGUCACAUAGGACGUCAAGCUAUAAACAAUUUAGCUACAAAAUCAGCAAAUGCUAUACCUCCACCGGCUCCAUUACCACAGCAGAUGAUACGCAGCAAUUCUUCGGGCGGAGUUACCAUGCAAAAUAGUGCCAGUGCCAGUUUGAAUAAAUUGCAACGCCACCGUACAGCCACAGACGGUAGUAUGAUGACAUUUAGUUCUUUCCGUGGCAGUAACAACAAUCAAUCUCCGAAACGUAAUCAGCAGCCAGCUUUAGCUAAUUUGGAAUUUCCACCACCACCGCUAGAUUUACCCCCUCCGCCCGAAGAAUUCGAAAAUAUGCCACCGCCACCGCCACCAGCACCGGAAUGCGAUUUGCCAGCUCCUCCACUGAUCAGCUACACUAUGUCCAAUACAGCUAAAAAAACCAGUUGUAACGACGUAUCGAAUACUGCUCCCAGUGUAGAAGAAGCCAGUUCACGGUUUGGAGUGUCGUUACGUAAACGUGAACCCUCCACUGACUCUUGUAGCUCUUUGGGGACGCCACAAGACACUAAUAAUAGUAAUUACAAUUCUCAUCAUCAAGAAUUAACCAUGAAAGAAAAAUUAAUGGCUGAAAUUAAAGAUCGUCAAGCUAAAGAAAUAGCCAAUGGCGUCAGCCUAAGCGGUGGAAAUAUACAAAAUGGCAAUUCUACUGCCGAUCCCGUCUCAGUACUUGUCAGUGAAUUGGCGGAAAGCAUGAACUUGCCUAAACAAAAGACAAUGAAUGUAGUUGCUAAUCAGAAGUCUUCACAAGAAACUGGCUGCACAGCGAGUGCAGCUACUGCUAAUAACUUUAAAGCUCAGUUGAAAAAAGUGGAACCGAAAAAAUUGCCUACUCCUACAAUUAAAACUGAAAACCAAACCAAUAUAAUUGAUUUUAAAGCACACCUGCGUAAAGUUGAAACAAAGGCUGAUUCUAUGAAAACGUCUGGAGGCGACAGCAAAGACAUCAAGAAGGAAUCAAUCAACACUUUGCAACGUCGCGAGGAGAAAAAAUUUGCUUGUACCCCGACAACGACAGCAACAUCAGCAACAACAGCAACAGCAGCAGCAAUAUCUACUACCAUACAAAAGACUGAUAUUAAAACCAUUGAUACCAAUAAUGCCAAUUGUUCAAAUCCGGAAAUACAGCAACAAAAUCAAAACAAUGAAUCAACGAGUGGAGAACGCGAUGGAAAACGCCGAAGCACAGGUAGUAUUAGUAGCUUAAAGAAAUUAUGGGAACAGACAGGCACUGCAAAUAGCACACAAACGCCUGAUUAUGCCUGCACUCAAAACAUGCCGGCACAAGGCGGAAGCAAUACUGUCAAUGCACAGUUAUCCCCUAAAUAUGGUUUAAAAUCCAACAACACAGCAGUAGUCGUCACCCCUACCACUACCAAUAUACAACAUCAUCACCAGCAAACAUCGCAACCAAUUCAGCAGCAACGUUUUCCUAACACUACCAGCAUUACAUUAUCUUCAAAUAUCGGGAACAGCAUGCCACCAAUAUCACCAAGGAACCUUAGCAAUACACAUACAACCAAUAUUAAUAGUAUGAACUCAAAUUCCAAUACAAAUAAACCCCCACCAGCUGCACCGCCACCACCACCACCACCAACAUCCAUUCACACAAAAAAUCAUACCUCAAAUAGUAGUAUCACCAAUAAAUCUAACACGAACACCAUCACCAUUAGCUCAACCCCUACAACCAACACAUCACAUUUAAUGAACUCUAUUUCCACGCAACUCUUCACAGAACUAACCACCGCCAUUACCAACAAUACCAAUAAUAUUAAGCCGAGUUCUAACACUGUAACAGAUACUGGUGAGCCGGACCCGAUGAUGACACAAUCAUUAUUUGUGGAGAAUUCGAAUAGUAGCAACAGCGGCAACAAACUAAGUAAUUCAACCAUUAAUCAAUGCGCGAUCAACAGUAAACCAGCUGUACCACUGAAACCCACCAAACUUACCAUUUAUGCUACACCGGUUGGUCAAAAGAUAGAAAGAUCGAGUGGCGGAAAUACAGUUAUAAACGAAAUGAAUUCGACUACUUCGGCAACUACUGCCUUAACUACUACUCCACUGAACUCUAUGCAAAUCUCACGUGAAAGCAUUUUGGAAUUAGUCAGCCUACUGGAGGGCCAUCUUAAACAUCCCGUUAAUAGUAUUACGGCGUCCCAAUGGUUACAAUUAAGUGAUAAAUUGAAUAUUUUGCAAAAUUCCUGUGUAAUAUUUGCCGAUAACGAGUGCAUGCCGCCACAUUCCAAAUUUCAUUUUCGCGAAUUGGUAACACGCGUCGAAACUCAAUCACAAAGUUUACGGUCUGCCGGCAGCAAAAACGUUCAGGACAAUGAACGUUUAGUCACAGAAGUCGGUCAAUCGCUGAAACAGAUAACCAAUGCAUUACACAGGUAAAUAUUAAGAAACGGGGCGGGCGGGGAAUUGUGGCUGGACUCGGAGGGCAAUUUCAUUAAACGCAAUAAAUAAAUUCAUACAGAUCUAUAUACAUAUAUAUGUGUAGAUAUACAUAUAUCUAUGGAUACAUACGUUUAUGUACGUUAUGCAGAUAUGUAUAUAAGCAUACAUGCAUCCAAAUGAUGUGACUGCGUGUGAACCUCUGAGCCUACACUGCACGCACGCACACAUGCAUGCAUACAUAUAUAUAUAUAUGCAUACAUACAUAGAUACACACACA